CUGUGAGGCGGAGGCAAUGGCGAAUUCUUUGGUGAUUGGCUUAAGAGUUCUGUUUGCAGCUUUGGGCUGCGCGAUGACCGUCACUCUCGUUUACACCCUCUCCGUCGACGGCCUUCCCUUUCGCAAGGACCUUCUUACUCCGUGGAUGGUCGCUACCUUGAUUGAUUUCUACAUCAAUGUUGUUCCUUUCGCGAUUUGGAUUUCCUACAAGGAGUCAAACUGGAUUAUUGCUACAUUGUGGGUUAUAUUACUAGUAUGCUUUGGAAGUAUCACUACAUGUGCCUACAUUCUGUUGCAAUUUAUGAAGCUAUCGACUGCAGAAUCGCAAGAUCCUAUGUACUAUGUUCUGUUGCGACAUUCAAACGGUUAUGGUACGGAAAGUAAGAAGAAGUGCUCCCACGUUAUGAUUGCAAGAGUUACCUUUAUUGCUUUGGGUCUCUUGAUGCUGGGAACACUUCUGUACACUCUCUUAACAGACGGUACUCCUUUUCGCACAGAGCUUUUGACUCCGUGGAUGAUAGCAACACUUAUUGACUUUUACAUCAAUGUUGUUGCUCUAUCAGUUUGGGUAGUCUACAAAGAAUCAAGUUGGACUACAGCAGCUCUUUGGAUAAUCUUUUUGAUAAGUUUUGGCAGCAUUACCACAUGUACCUAUAUUGUCCGGCAGCUGUUUCUGUUGACAUCCCAAGAUCCACUCUAUGUUGUUCUACUAAGAAGUGGUAGUAGGGCAGAAAGCAGAAGUGACGGAGCUUUGAUCUGAUGAGACACUGUAAAAUUUGAGGUUGAUGUGCAAUUCACGACCUGUAUAGCGUGUUGAUGUGCAAUUCAAGACCUGUAUAGCGUGUUUCUGUGUGGCAUAUUUUGAAGACGCUAUUCUAAGAGUGCAGAGUGCAUAUAGUCAUAUCUAUAUUUUGUUCAGGAGAAAAGGCCACUUGAGCAGUCUCUUUGUAAAUUUCAGAAUUAAUUUUAUGAUUCAUAAAAAGCACCUUCUAAAUUUCCAAAACAGAAAAUACCUCUCGGAAUGGGAGCAAACAUGUUCAUGUGUAAAGUGCAUAUGGUUAUAUAUGAUGCAGAAUAUGUUAUCGUUAAAAAUAAUUAUCGUUGAGUGUUGCUUCA
Pyrus x bretschneideri (Chinese white pear) is the source of this 1116-nucleotide messenger RNA. RefSeq lists its product as uncharacterized. The record is from RefSeq and is a predicted model, not a curated record. Lineage: Eukaryota; Viridiplantae; Streptophyta; Magnoliopsida; Rosales; Rosaceae. Bases 17 to 760 code for a protein of 247 amino acids. The transcript has 9 exons.